GACUCUAAUACAUUUUUGGUUAGAAAAGCGUAUGCCAUUGGUAAUGGCAAAAGGAUUGAUUGUUGUUAAUAGUGUAUUUCAGGGAAAUUAAAUUCAACAUUUUGGAUUGGAUUAAUUCAAUAUAAAUUUCAAUAUGAUGGAUGUAAAAGAUUCUGAAAGUUCAGAUGAUGAUCCAGAUUUUGAAAUUACUUUAGAACAUGAGUCAUCUGAUGUUUCCUUACCGUCAGAAUGUGAAGAAAGUAAUGAUACCAAAACUAAUGAUACACAUGAAAAAAAUCAUAAAAAAAGAAAGAAAGAUAUUACAAAUAAAAAAAAUGUAAUAGAUAAAAAACACAGCUGCACAAAAAAUAGCUUAGAUAGCAACGAUCUUAUAUUAUUUCCAAAAGAAGAAAAGGCAAGAGCAGAGUCACUGUGGCAAAAUUUUUUAAAGGACACAGCUACUUCGUCAAAAAAACAGUCACAUAACAGUACAACUAUCUUGUCUACAAAUAAUUUAGAAAUCAAUUCUAAUUCAAGUAAAGAAGUAAAUAAAAAACAGAUAAAAUAUAAUUCACUUAUUGCGAAUGCAGAUGAUACAAAUGCUAAUAUUGUUAUUGAAAAAAUAAGAAAUGACAAAUCUUCGCAGAUUCUAUCAAACAAAGAUAAAGAUAAAUUGGCAGCGUCAUCACAAUUACAUAUACAAGAAAAUAUUUACAAGAAACGAAAUAUUUCUAAUAUGUUAAGUAAUUUAAAAAAAACAACGAAAUUGACUACUUUAGAAAAAUCGAAACUUGAUUGGAAUAAAUUUAAAGAAGAGCAUAAUCUUGAAGAAGAAAUAUCUUGUUUUAAUCGUGGAAAAAGUGGAUACUUGGAAAGGCAAGAUUUUUUACAAAGAACGGAUUUAAAACAAUUUGAAAUUGAAAAAGAACUACGAAAUGUAGGAAAAAGAAAACAUGAUAAAGUAUUUCACACAUAAUACUCUUCAUGUUUCCAGUCCAUCGCAACAGUUCUUUAUAAAAUUAUAUCACUGAAAGUUAUAUUAAAUUAUAAUUUAAUCAUAUAA
Messenger RNA from Ceratosolen solmsi marchali, 1042 nucleotides. It is a transcript of the gene Yeti, whose product is annotated as yeti. The transcript is spliced from 3 exons. Bases 134 to 955 code for a protein of 273 amino acids. Gene Ontology annotation, cellular component: Swr1 complex. The record is from RefSeq and is a predicted model, not a curated record. Lineage: Eukaryota; Metazoa; Arthropoda; Insecta; Hymenoptera; Agaonidae.